This is a messenger RNA of Ceutorhynchus assimilis (cabbage seed weevil), 2253 nucleotides long. The record is from the annotation of a GenBank genome assembly. NCBI's taxonomy places the organism in Eukaryota, Metazoa, Arthropoda, Insecta, Coleoptera, Curculionidae.
AUGUGUUUGUGUCUGUUACUUUUGAUUAAAGAUUAUUUUUAAUUGUGACUCUCUGGGUAAAUGUGGUUUGGUGCUGAUAGAUCAUAAUUUUUACGGAAAUUUGAUGGGUAUGAUGAAGAAGAUUUAUUUUGGACUGCUGGCGCUUUGGUUAUGUUAUCAUGUUGCAUCAGAGCGAUGUCUCGUCACUAAAAAAAGUGAAAAUCAACGUAGAGAAAAAUGUGAUCGCUAUUAUGGUUGCCGAAUGGAAUAUGAACACAUCGAUGUAGCUAAGUAUUAUACAUGCGUCAACACCAGCAUCACCGAUAUUCAACAGCAAAUAGAGGACAGAAAUGUGAACUCUUACAUCAAUAUAACGAAUUCCUCAAUUCCAGUUCUAGAACCGGACAAUUAUCAAUGGGGAAACGUGCAAGAGUUGUGGAUUCACGAAACAAACACCAGCGAAAUAAUUCCUGGAUUUUUCAAUAAGUUAGGCAACUUGAAAACAUUGCAAAUAACUAAAAAUAAGAUUACGCAAAUAGUUACCGGUCUUUUAAGUCCGUUAUCGGUACUCGAAGUUUUAAAUUUAACUGAUAAUCGUAUUGAAACAGUUGCGACACAUAGUUUUUCGGGUAUGUUGAAUUUAAGAGUUUUGGAUCUUAGCAAGAACAAGAUUACAAGUAUGCCGCAAGAUGUUUUCGAGUAUCAAAACUUCUUACAUUUUAUAGACCUUUCAGACAAUAAUCUCAAAAAUGUAAGUGAUUAUCUAUUCAAUCAGCCGUCUCUACAAACUUUGAACUUAGCACAUAAUUUCUUAGUUGAAUUUGAUUUUAAUCAACUGCGAAAUGUAAGCAAAAUUAAUCUCAGUAACAAUCUCAUAGAAAAAUACCUUAUUGCAGAUGCAAAUAUAAUUAAUUUCGAAGAAGUUCUAUUGUCACACAAUAAAAUUACUACAUUGCAAAAAAUAAGAAAUGUUAAAAGUUUGAAUAUUAGCUACAAUAAGAUUCAAAAUAUUGACGAGCAUGUUUUGAGUGAAAGUCUCGAAACUCUUGAUAUAAGUAACAAUAAUAUAACCAACGGAUUAUUUAACAGCUUGAAAAAUUUAAAAUAUUUAUAUCUUGAUCAUAAUUAUAUAAAUUCAUUAUCCAUUGACGCCUUAUAUAAUUUACAACAACUCCUGUAUUUGGAUUUGUCUUUCAAUCGCAUAAAACAGAUACCUUUCGGGUUCUUUAACGAUUUAACUAGUUUGGUUUUUCUUGAUUUAUCCAAUAACAAUAUGAUUUUAGAUUUUCAUGUCUUAUUAACCUUAAAAUCUUUAACAACAUUAAAAUUCAGCAACAAUAAAGUUCAAAAUUUUGAUGCCAGCACAUUAUUGGUACGCUUUAAAAACUUAGAGUCUAUAACAUUGAGCGAUGGUUCUUGGAGUUGUAGUGAAUUGGCUUUGACUAUUCAUCAAUUGCAAAUGAAUAAUAUAAAUUUUACACAUGGUCAAGAUACUAAUAUAAGUAAUAUUUUAGGAGUGUCGUGUAAGGAAAAUACUGAUAUUAAAGAGGAGUCAAUAGUAAUUGAAAGGGUUAAUGAUGCUCCAUCAGAAAAGAUUGACGAUUCUAAAUACUUGCAAAUUAUUUCAAAAUAUAUAUUUGAAAAUGCAUCAUUGCCUAUUUUAAAUGCUACUAUCGAUCAAAAUAAUAAUUUGUUGGAAUAUAUGAACAAAAGCUUUACUGAUUACCUGAAAAAUUUCAACACAUACGCCAUUAACUCGUCUAAUUCUUUGAUUGAGGCGCAAAAAUAUAUUAUAAAUGAAAUGUUCAAUAGCACCAAUUUCAAUACAUACAUAAAUUCUGUUGUGAAUAAUUCUACUAAAAAAGAAUAUAUUUACAUUGAUAGGGCACAAAAUAAAAGCGACAGUAAUGAUAGCUGGCUUCGAACUCUCAACUCAACACUAUCUAAUUUAACAAUUAAUUUGAGAAACUUGACAUCAUCGAUUAUCAAUAUUUCAAAUGAUAGAAAUCAGGUUGUCAAUGAUAAAUCGGAGGCAAACGCCUUAAUUACUGAAAAAAAUGUUGACAAUUCCGCAUUGGAAAAUAGUUUAAUUGUAAUCAAUAUUUUGUUGGCUGUCAUUAUGAUUUGCUUGAUAUUGCUUGCUUAUCAUAACUUUUGUAAACCAAAAUUGAAUCGAGCUCUUUCGGAACAAGUACAACUAAUGUAAGUCUAAUGAAGGACAAACGAUUAUAUUCUUAUUUGUAAUGUUGCUCGAAUAAAUUUUUCAAAAAGUGA